UUCACAUCUGUUCCUCGACUUAUCUCCGCACGGUAUGGAUAAAGGGCGCCCCUUUCUGCUCCCCAAAUGGUAGCUAAUAGGCGUUCGAGCAGCCUCUUGGAGCUCCGUGUCACGACGCUGGCGAGCCGUGGAAGGGACCGAGGACGACGCUGGCUGGCUCCGAGCAAAGCCGGAGCGCACGGUCGUCGCGGGGUAGCUUGAGGGAGAUCGUGGAGGAGCCGAUGGAGUCGUCCGCGUCGCCGCACGGGGAGAUGAAGGAUGAGGACAGGGUGUACGUGGCGGUGGAGAAGGACGUGAGGGAGGGGAGGGCCAACUUCGUAUGGGUGCUGCAGAACACCGCUGAGGAGAGGAAGAUCACCGUCGUUCACGUUCACCGCACGGCUCAGAAGGUCCCUACUGCACUGGGUUGGUUCCCUGCAAACCAGCUAGAGGAGCAGGAGGUUACUGCAUACAGAAACAUUGAAAGAGAGAAGAUGCAUAAAUGUGUAGAUGAGUAUCUAAACAUGUGCGCAAGUGUAAAGGUUCAGAAGGCUGAGAAACUGGUGAUCGAGAGGGAUGAUGUCGGAAAAGGAUUGGUAGAGCUCAUAGCUUUACAUGGUAUCACCAAGCUUGUGAUGGGAGCAGCAGAAGACAGAUACUACUCAAGGAGAAUGAAGGCUCCAAAGUCGAAGACAGCUCUUGCCGUGCAAGAGCAUGCUGAUCCGUCAUGCAAGAUCUGGUAUAUCUGCAAAGGAAAUCUAAUCUGUACAAGGGAUGCUUCUCUUGAUGGGCCUAUUAUAACCCAAUCACCAACAGGAACCCCGAAUUCCAUCUCAAGCCAAUCUGAAAUGCAGAGAUCAAGGUUGUUGUUACAUGAAGCACAGGGGAAGCGAGUGAAUGUUUCAAGUCUUACACCUAUGAUGCAAGAUCUAUUUUCACAAAGGUCAAGAUCUACAAAUUUUACACCGUGCCCAGAGUUGACAAUGUCAGCUUCGCCCGCUGAAGGACUCGUCGAAUCGUCAAUAUCUGGGAGCAUAGAAGGCAGCGUUAUUGAUCCGUGGGAUGAUAUUUCAAGGGGUUCAGAGUUUGCUGAAGCAGCUGGAAGAAUGACUUCAUUGCCAGUGAAACCCCAGGAUGUGGAUAAAGAAGAUGGGUCGCUCGUUUUACCUUCAGGAGAAGAUCUGUUUCGGUUUCCGCAACAUGACUUGCAAGAUCGUGGCGUGGACGAGGUCAUGCAUAAAAGGUUGCAAGCUGCCCUUAGUGAAGCUAAAGACUCUAAGCGUGAAGCAUACGAAGAGCUUUUCAAACGGCAGAAAGCUGAAAAAAAUUUCAACAACUCUAUGCAGAAGGUCGGAGUAAUUGAGAUUUUGUACACCAGAGAGGUCAAACUAAGGAAAGAAAUUGAAGAGACCCUAGAAAAAGAAAAAGUGGAACUGCUAACACUGAAACAACAGCGAGAUGAAAUCCAUGAAGAGCUCCAGAAAGCACGUCAAAAGAUGGAAGAACUACAACCACAGAUUUCUGAUUCUGAGCAAACUCUCAAGGAUGCUAGAGGAAAAUUGUCUGAGGCAUAUAAUCACCUCGAUUCGAUCCGACAAGUGCAUGAGGUUAUCUGUCAGGAGCGAGACGAUGCGGUUAGAGAAAAUGAAAAGCUGCAUCAGAAGAAAGGAGAUGCAACAAUCUGCACUCAUAGAGCAGAAACCUUCUCAGAGUUUUCCCUUUUGGAGUUGGUGCAAGCGACCGAGAACUUUCAUGAAUCAUCGAAGAUCGGUGAAGGUGGAUACGGAUGCGUCUAUAAAGGUUUCCUUCGCCACACGACAGUAGCAAUAAAGAGGUUGGAUCCUCGAGGCAUGCAAGGAAAGACGGAAUUUCAACGGGAGAUGGAUACUUUGAGUAAUAUAAGACAUCCGAACCUUGUCACUCUCAUAGGAGCAUGCCCAGAAGCAUUGGCUCUCGUUUAUGAGUUUCUUCCUAAUGGAAACUUGGAAGACCGACUUACUUGCAUGGACAAUACUCCGUCACUCACCUGGCAAACCCGCAUUCGCAUUGCUGUGGAGAUAUGCUCUGCUCUCGUCUUCCUCCACUCCUGUAAACCUCCCAAUAUAGUCCAUGGUGAUCUUAAGCCUGCAAAUAUACUUCUUGAUGAGAACUUUGUGAGCAAGCUUGGUGACUUUGGCAUCUGGCGUUUGCUCAUCCAGUCAAUUAACAGCACCAUCCUCUACCAUUGCACACGACAGCCCAAGGGGACAUUUGCUUAUAUGGACCCUGAAUUGCUGACAUCCAGAGAAAUCACAGCAAAGUCCGAUGUCUACUCCUUUGGAGUCAUACUACUACGACUUCUGACGGGAAGGCCUGCACUUGGAAUCAGCAGAGUAGUACAGGAGGCAUUGGAUAUGAAAUGUUUGGAUAAGAUAUUUGAUGCUUCGGCGGGAGAUUGGCCUUACGUGCAGGCCGAGAAGUUGGCAAAACUGGGUCUAAAGUGCUGUGAGAUGAAUACGAGGAACCGUCCAGAUGCAAAAGAAGCAUGGAGGAUACUCGAGCCCUUGAUGAAGUCUGUCUCAUUUGUCAGGUUAUCAACUUCAUCAAUUAGAUUAGUCCCAGAAGACAGCAGCAGCAGCAUUCCAUCUUACUUCAUCUGUCCAAUAUUUAAGGAGAUUAUGAGGGAUCCACAAAUUGCAGCAGAUGGCUUCACAUAUGAAGCCGAGGCUAUUGAAGGAUGGCUUCGUGGUGGCGGAGACACAUCACCGAUGACGAACCUCAGGCUUUCUCAUCACGAGCUAAUCCCCAAUUACGGCCUUCGUUCUGCAAUUCAAGCAUGGCUUCAACAGCAAAACUGAUACAGUUCCAGGAAAAAGAAGAAAAACUGAAGGCAUCGAUUAGCUCUUUUAACCGCAUAAUUUCUCUGGCAUCAUUAAAGUUGAAGAAAAAUGUUCAUUGCUGGUACAUAAAAUGAGUUGUGAUGUUUGUACAUUUGUACCUUUCCAAACGUUGGCGUUUGAACUGAAGCAAAGAUAGCAACAAUAAUAAGCCUUUUUGUUUCUAAUUUGUU
Musa acuminata subsp. malaccensis (wild Malaysian banana) is the source of this 3028-nucleotide messenger RNA. Its product is annotated as U-box domain-containing protein 33. The record is from RefSeq and is a predicted model, not a curated record. Gene Ontology annotation, biological process: protein phosphorylation; protein ubiquitination. Gene Ontology annotation, molecular function: ubiquitin-protein transferase activity; protein kinase activity; ATP binding. Lineage: Eukaryota; Viridiplantae; Streptophyta; Magnoliopsida; Zingiberales; Musaceae.